Messenger RNA from Carlito syrichta (Philippine tarsier), 1362 nucleotides. RefSeq names its product jumonji domain containing 7 (gene JMJD7). The annotation marks the transcript as partial. The record is from RefSeq and is a predicted model, not a curated record. Gene Ontology annotation, molecular function: 2-oxoglutarate-dependent dioxygenase activity. Lineage: Eukaryota; Metazoa; Chordata; Mammalia; Primates; Tarsiidae. The transcript is spliced from 8 exons.
GCGGCUUCGGACGCCGUGCGGCGGGAGUUGCGCGCGUUCCCGGCCGCUGCAAGGGAGCUCAGCGUGCCUCUUGCUGUUCCCUGUCUGGACGAGCCCCCCACUCCGCUCCACUUCUGCCGGGACUGGGUCUGCCCCAACAGGCCCUGCAUCAUCCGCAAUGCCCUUCAGCACUGGCCGGCCCUCCAGAAGUGGUCCCUCCCCUACCUCAGAGCUACAGUGGGCGCCGCCGAGGUGAGCGUGGCCGUGACCCCAGAUGGUUAUGCGGAUGCCGUGCGAGGGGACCGCUUCGUGAUGCCUGCAGAGUGCCGCCUGCCCCUGAGCCGUGUGCUGGAUGUUCUGGAGGGCCAGGCCCAACACCCGGGAGUCCUCUAUGUGCAGAAGCAGUGCUCCAACCUGCCCACUGAGCUGCCCCAGCUGCUUCCUGAUCUGGAGCCCCAUGUACCCUGGGCCUCUGAGGCCCUGGGAAAGAUGCCUGAUGCUGUGAACUUCUGGCUGGGAGAGGCGGCCGCAGUGACAUCUUUGCACAAGGACCACUAUGAGAAUCUCUACUGUGUGGUCUCAGGAGAGAAGCACUUCUUGCUGCAUCCGCCCAGUGAUCGGCCCUUCAUCCCCUAUGAGCUGUACACGCCAGCGACCUACCAGCUAACUGAGGAGGGCACCUUUAAGAUGGUGGAUGAAGAGGCCAUGGAGAAGGUGCCUUGGAUCCCACUGGACCCCUUGGCUCCAGACUUGGUCCGGUUUCCCAGUUACAGUCAAGCCCAGGCCCUUCGCUGCACGGUGCAGGCUGGUGAGAUGCUUUACCUGCCAUCCCUGUGGUUCCACCACGUCCAGCAAUCCCAUGGCUGCAUUGCAGUGAACUUCUGGUAUGACAUGGAGUAUGACCUCAAGUACAGUUACUUCCAGCUGCUUGACUCUCUCACUAAGGCUUCAGGCCUCGACUGACAGAGCCCUGGCAAACACUGCCCAGCACGACUUAGGGGAAAUAUUGGGCCCCUUCCUGGCCGAGACAGUUCUAGAGACAACCUGGAGUUGGCGUGCUGGCUCCUGGCCCGGGGUCCAGGGUAUUGGAAUCAACUUUGGAGGAUCUUGGGAUGUGGUCGGGAGGACUCAAAGUACCAGGCAGGUCUGGGUGAGGGCUCCCAGGAAGUUGCCACACAGGUGAGGAGGAGGAGCAGGUGUCAGGCGCAGCAGUGCUGUGACUUUGGAUGAGUCACUGCUCUUGGAGCAUAGAUGUCCUUCCUGUCUAUAAAAGAAAGAUAAUAAUGACCCUGCCUUACAGGCUGCUGUGGGGUUGAGGAUGAUAUCUGUAAGGGCCAGCAUGGGACCCGCACAGAGGAAGUAUUCAAUAAAGGGUAGCUGUGA